AUGAACAUUGGCACCAGCAUGAACAUUGGCACAUUGCAAGCGAAACCUCUCUACCUCGGUCGUCGUCUGCUGGGCGAAGGAGGUUUCGGCAAAGUCUACGAAGUAGAGCGAGCUUCGGACAAGAAGCUUUUCGCUCUGAAGAUCGUCACGGUCAGCACCAAUGCCGAGCAACGAAAGAUUGCUGCUCAAGAAGCAGCACUUCACUCGAAACUGGCACACCGCAACGUCAUCGCUUUACUCGAAUAUUGGGAAAUCGAACGCUCAUUGCAUCUUCUUAUGGACCUGGGGACUUAUGGGGACCUAGAAAUGUAUCUGGCUCAGAGGAACAAGUCUACAUGGUCGAUUGGUCAGGACAACCAAGUGUCGGUGAUUCAUCGCGACUUGAAACCCUCCAAUGUCCUGAUCGACCACAAUUUCCGUGCAAAAAUCGCCGACUUUGGCUUGGCAAUCACGCCUGGCUUCAGAUCGCCAGAAAUGCUGAGAGGCGAAAAAUACGGCGUCAAAAGCGACUUGUGGUCUCUCGGAUGCCUUUUCUUUCAAAUUCUGACAGGAAAACACCUGUUUGAUGAAGGUGGUGUCAACAGAGAUCAAAAUAUUUUACGGAGUCGUAGCUUGGCCGCUCUCGCCGAUCUAAACCUUCCUGAGAAAAACGUGGUCAACAGUCUUCUUCAAGCUGUGCCAUUACAGAGGCUGUCCUCGGCCCAGCUACUUGCCAAUUCUGCUGUCAUAGAUUGGCUUGCAGACACGCCCCUUCGCCCAUCGGAAGUCUUGAUGAUGUGCAUCGAGAGAACACUCGGGUCGAUUCCGCAUCUCCCGUCGGACCGCCUGAGGAGACGAAAAAAAAACCUGUUCGUCACAAACUCGUGA
Acaromyces ingoldii is the source of this 867-nucleotide messenger RNA. Its product is annotated as kinase-like protein. The transcript has 10 exons. Gene Ontology annotation, biological process: protein phosphorylation. Gene Ontology annotation, molecular function: ATP binding; protein kinase activity. Bases 1 to 867 code for a protein of 288 amino acids. NCBI's taxonomy places the organism in Eukaryota, Fungi, Basidiomycota, Exobasidiomycetes, Exobasidiales, Cryptobasidiaceae. The record is from RefSeq and is a predicted model, not a curated record.